AUGUUCCCUUCUGAUAUUGUUUUCACUCAGCGAUCUGGAAAACAUGUAAGUGGCACAAUUAAUUGGUUAGCAUUUCUUAGAGGGCAUCAUAGUGACCCACUCUUUAUUGUUUCUUUUGAUUUGGAUAAGGAGUCUUAUCAAAAGGUUUUUCUUCCUGGAGAGAUAAAUGUGUUUAAUUUGACAUUGACAUUGUCUGUGUUGAGGGAUUGUUUGUGCAUAAUUUAUGAUCACGAUGUUUGGGUCAUGAAGGAAUAUGGAAUUAAAGAGUCUUGGAGUAAAUUGUUCAACCUUUCUUACAUGCAAGAUCCAAUCAAGACUUCUAUCUCGACAAAGGUAUUAUAUAUUUUUGAAGAUGAUAAUGUGCUGCUGGAGUUUAGUUAUCAUGUUCAUGAGAAAAAGAAGUAUAUCCUUUACGAUUCAAAGAAUGGUACUUUUAAGAAUGCUGCUUUUAGGAAUGCUGUUAUGUUUCAACACACUUUACAAGUUUGUGUUGAGAGUUUGAUAUCACCUUGUUUUUAA
Molecule: messenger RNA, 519 nt
Organism: Vicia faba (fava bean)
Lineage: Eukaryota; Viridiplantae; Streptophyta; Magnoliopsida; Fabales; Fabaceae
Source: the annotation of a GenBank genome assembly